This is a messenger RNA of Neocloeon triangulifer, 2562 nucleotides long. RefSeq names its product ARF GTPase-activating protein GIT2 (gene Git). Gene Ontology annotation, molecular function: GTPase activator activity; protein binding. Gene Ontology annotation, biological process: regulation of ARF protein signal transduction; brain development. NCBI's taxonomy places the organism in Eukaryota, Metazoa, Arthropoda, Insecta, Ephemeroptera, Baetidae. The record is from RefSeq and is a predicted model, not a curated record. The transcript is spliced from 11 exons. Bases 164 to 2302 code for a protein of 712 amino acids.
CAGCUACCCCUCCUUCCCCGAAAGUUGUGUGGUUGGUGUUCCCCGCAUCAUUGAAGAGAAAUAUUUAUUUUUAAAACCUGAGCUCAAAAUUAAGCGUGAAACGGUGGUUUUUGGCAUCGAUCGGCUAUCGAGAUGGACUUCACAGCAGAGCUUUAGUCGAACUAUGUCGGUCAGAGGCAAAUUGAGAGGCGUUUCGGACGUGUGCGGUGAUUGCGGGGCUCUCGAUCCGACGUGGGCUUCUAUCAACCGAGGGAUUCUACUGUGUGACGAAUGUUGCAGCAUCCACAGAAGUUUGGGCCGUCACAUCUCUCGUGUCAAAUCGCUGCGACGCGGAGCAUGGACCCCCUCACAACUUAGUAUGGUGCAAACUUUGAACAGCAAUGGUGCUAACAGCAUCUGGGAACAUUCUCUGCUUGACCCAACCCACGCCAAAACUGGCAGAAAGAAACCUCAGCCAAAGGACCCAGUCCACCCUACCAAAGCCGACUUCAUAAGAGCUAAGCAUCAAAUGCUGGCGUUUGUCUAUCGCCCGUCGAGGGAGGAAACUCAGUCUGAGGACGCAGAUCUAAGUCGUCAGCUUCACUCAAGCGUCCGAACCGUCAAUCUGGAAACCAGUCUUAGAAUGCUAGCUCAAGGAGCCGACUCAAACUUUUUACAUCCGGAAAAGGGCACUCGUCCCUUGCAUGUGGCGGCCAAAGAAGGUCAGGGCGGGCAAAUCGAGUUGCUGCUUGUGUACGGCGCAAACCCUAUGGCUGGCGACAUCAUGGGCAACACGCCGGCUGACGUGGCCAGGAUGUCUGGUCACCCAGAUCUUGCCAACAGACUCAUCGAGUGCAGCUAUGAGUUGACAGAUCGACUCGCCCACUACUUGUGUGGUCGUCUUCCUGACCACUCUAAUGGACAGCAUUUCAUCGUGCCAGAAAUGUCGGACAACGUUGAUCACCAAGAUCUGGCCAAGGCAGCUAGAAAGAGGCUUCAAGAUCUGCCAAACCACCUGUUUGAAGAACUAGCAACUGAUGUUUAUGAUGAAGUUGAUAGAAGAGAAACUGAAUCAAUCUAUUCAUCAGCUUGGGCAGCACUUCAGCCAGCUCCAUGGCCCUCUCCAGACCGCAGCAUCGUGCCUUUUCUUCCUGUAAACCCCGAGUUGUCGGCCACUCGGAACCAAGGCCGUCAAAAGCUGGCGCGCCUCAACGCACGAGAAUUUGCAAUUUUGAUCAUCGACAUUCUAUCUGAUGCUAAACGACGCCAAACUGCAACCGCCCUGCAAGGAAAAAAUCAACUAGGGCGGCGCUCGGAAGUAUCAGAUGACGAACCUCUUUACGAUAGUGUUGCUUCAGACGACGACUAUGUGACCGCCGCCUCAAUGGACACCCUGUCGGCGCUCUCGGCCGUCCCGUCCUUGGCUCAGUCCAGCUCUGAUGAAAAAGAGGCCACGCCACCCGCAGUUGUGAAUCCAAUUUCCAACGGAGAGUCUCGCGUGGAGGAUUUGCUGAAGAAGCAACUUGCAUGUUCGGAAAACAGGUUGGACACGAUGACCCAGGAGAUAAGGGCCCUCCAAGCAACGGUGGCUAGACUGGUGCAGAGCAAAAGCAACGACAACAUCCCCAUUCAGCUGCAGACCCAAGUGGGUGUUCACUGUUUGCAUGUUCAAGUGAGCACCCUGAUAGCAGAGAAUACCCACCUGCGCAGCAUAAUUGCCCAAGCUGGCCUGAACAUGAACAGGGUGCCCAAUGGACACGACCGAAGUCCGACUCCUACCUUUGCAAGCCGCUCUCCCAGGUCUUCCAUCCAGCAACGACCUGUUUCCAUGUACGAACCAAGGACGCAACUCCAGGUUGGCCAAAUCUCAACUGGUUCCUAUUCAAACCUGAGCUCAGCUGAUCCUGAGAUGUGGCGUCUGGAUUCCACUGCUGAAAUACUUCCUGCUCCAGAGGAUGUGAAAGAGCGAACCGAUGUUGUGACAAAAAGAAUUCAGGAACUUUGGGCUGCGAUGGUGGACAAUAGGCGUGAAUUAUUUCUCCCCUGUGCUGUGCGGAUUCGUGCUGCCGUUGGAGAUCUGACAACAAUUUUCCCAAAUGAGCCGCAAGAAGAGCCAGUGCGCAAUGCAAUUCAACAAUUAACCCAGCACUCGGGCCGCUUGCAAGCAGAGUGCACUUGUUUGCUGAGUCCAGGAAUGUCCCCUAGUUUGGGUCCAGAAGGUCCCAAUGAUCCCAGUCACACUCUUUUGGUGCAGAAGGUGCGAAGCUGUGCGUACGACAUUGCCAAGGCAACCAAGGUGCUUGUGACCCACUUCCAAGUUUGAGAUAAAUUAUCCUCCAACAUGUGAUGCUGGUGCCUUACAUAAAAAUUCUAAUUUUGGAAUGUUUUCUAUGUAAAUUUGCAAUUUGCCGUUUACUCAUCACGACUGAUGUACAUAAUAUACUUUUAUUAAUAAUAAUAGCCUCAGAUUUCUUUACAUCUUAAUGCAUUAUACCAACAAACAAAAUUGUAAUAAUUUAUCGUCCAACGUAAAUACGAUCAAAAGUUACAUGAAAUAAAUAAAAAUUAUAAUCUUUGAAACAA